Strongylocentrotus purpuratus (purple sea urchin) is the source of this 1232-nucleotide messenger RNA. RefSeq names its product diamine acetyltransferase 2-like. The record is from RefSeq and is a predicted model, not a curated record. Gene Ontology annotation, molecular function: N-acetyltransferase activity. Lineage: Eukaryota; Metazoa; Echinodermata; Echinoidea; Camarodonta; Strongylocentrotidae. Bases 129 to 716 code for a protein of 195 amino acids. The transcript has 5 exons.
AUUCAUGUCCGCAACGGACAUCAACAGACUUCAAAAGGACUAGCACAAACAUUCACCUGUUCUAUUCACAUUGGAGCAGCUGGCAGUCAACACCUCUUCAAAGCACCCUGCUCAAGUACGCAAUCAUCAUGGUAUACUACGUAAUACGCAAGGGUCGGCCUGAUGAUUGUGGCGCUCUCUUUCGACUCGUCACGGAGACAGCCGAGUUUAGUAGUCAGAAGAAACACCCAGGAAGCGAUGACAGAGACACUACCGUAGAAACUAGUGAAGAAAUUUUGAGGAGAGAUGCGUUUUCCGACAGACCCCAAUUUUCCUUCUUCGUCGUGGAGUGCUAUUUCUCAAAAGAACAACUUGAUCGAAAUGAUGGUGAAAUCAUUGGCUUCUCGACAUUCAAUGAAAUGUACAGCAUAUACAAGGGCAAAUCAGGCUACAUGAGCGGUAUGUUUGUCACUUCAAAACACCGAGGUAACAGCUUAGCCCCGGUGUUGUUUAAAACUACUGCAAAGGCAUGUCUGGAUGCAGGUUGUAACUCGCUCAUGUGGGGCGUAUCGAGGUGGAAUUUUGGCGGGAAAACAUUCUACCAGAAACUCGGAGCAAUCAACAUGACUGAUCGAGAACAGCGAGAAUUCAUGACGCUAAACCACGAGAAAAUGACCAAGAUGGUGGAGGAAUAUCAGCCGGGCAUCUCCGGCGGUGUUGAAAUUUUAUACCGGUAAAAAAAGGACUCCGCAAGACCUACAUUGCGGUUGUGAAAGAUAAUUCAAGAACUUGACAUUACAAAGUAUUUUUCUCGCCAUGUUUCCGUGUCAAUACUUAUGCCUCCCCCCCCCCCCCCCUCCUCCGCUUGACAUAUGUUGACAUAUUAAACUUUUGUUAUCGAACGUUAGCCUAUAUUUCUGGUCAAUCAUAUUUUUUGUAAGCAAGAUUUAUGUUCUUAGGCGGCUCCUCCAUGCCAAAAUUCAAUUGCGGUACAGAUAUAUAGGGGAAGGGGUAAGGGCCAGUCGAAUGGCGGAAAAAAGGGGGGAGGGGGUAAAAGGAAAAGGGAAAAAGAAGAUAGAGUAGUAGCGAUUUUAUAGAGGGGCUAUGGAGUCUCAAGCCCACCCCAAAUUGAUUCAAUCCCCUGCACUCCCCCCCCCCCCAAAAAAAAAGAAGGGGGCGCAUGUAUCAUGAAUACAAGAACCCAACCCUCCCCUGAGCUGAUACCAUAAUUUGUAUAAAUAAAUCUGAAUGUA